AUGGUGUCGAUCAAUUUCCACUCACGCUCUCGUGCAAAGAGAAAGUGUCAUCACCGUGGUUACAGUAAGAAUACAAUGGAGGCGAUGGAUCGAAAAAUGAAAAAUUUAAUGAGAAGGCUGAAAAUGUUAAAACGCUUGCUAAAAAAGUUAUGUUAUAACAAGAAGAUGGAAAAACACGUGUACCAUGACAUGCUCAUGAAGGUGAAAGGAAAAGUUUACAAGAACAAGCGUGUUCUUUUGGAAAGCAUGCACAAGUUUAGCAGGGAGAGAAAGUUUGCUAUAAGCUGUGACAAGCCAUUGGCUCAGGAGCCUGAAGGAGAGAAUGCUGCACCAGCAUCAGCACCUUAA
Camelina sativa (false flax) is the source of this 348-nucleotide messenger RNA. Its product is annotated as large ribosomal subunit protein eL19z. Gene Ontology annotation, molecular function: structural constituent of ribosome; RNA binding. Gene Ontology annotation, biological process: translation. Gene Ontology annotation, cellular component: cytosolic large ribosomal subunit; ribosome. Lineage: Eukaryota; Viridiplantae; Streptophyta; Magnoliopsida; Brassicales; Brassicaceae. The record is from RefSeq and is a predicted model, not a curated record.